Messenger RNA from Cladophialophora immunda, 2088 nucleotides. RefSeq lists its product as uncharacterized. Lineage: Eukaryota; Fungi; Ascomycota; Eurotiomycetes; Chaetothyriales; Herpotrichiellaceae. The transcript has 2 exons. Gene Ontology annotation, molecular function: phosphatase activity. Gene Ontology annotation, biological process: dephosphorylation. The record is from RefSeq and is a predicted model, not a curated record. Bases 398 to 1951 code for a protein of 517 amino acids.
UGUCGAGCCCAGACGUUGGAGCCAUCCAGCUUGGGGGCUACCGAGCAUUACCUAGGCACUAGGCUGCUAUCCCGCAUCUGUAUGUGAACACCAUCGACGCCGACGCCUCCUCUCAUUGCUCGCCUUUGACGCACGUUUCGCUGCCUUGUUGCCGUCAGCCAAUCAGGCUGCCCUCGCCGGACUUUACUCCAUGGCGUCCUCUUCCCUCGAAAGCGACUGCAACCUCGUCCUCUACCGACACCUUGUGCUGGCGACGGGCGCAAAGGACUGCCAAUGAUGCGGCGGUAAGCAGGCAGAGAGCAAAGCUUCAUCCGACAGCGGACCACAUGCAUGGAUGGGCCACCCGUGAAGCUCCAGAAUCCACCGACACCAUGCCCAUGACCUCGUCCGCUCCAUCAUGCAGUCCUCGCAGCAACCUGUUUCCAUCUUUGCAGGCCUCCUCACUGACCUCUUGACCUCCUUCAACACCCUCACAUCCCAGCUCUAUCAGAACAUCAUGUUUGUGCGACUCCGCGACGUGCUGCUCUUCGGCUCCGUCACCCAUCGGGUUGUGGCCCAGUCCAAUUGCUCCUCCCCAGCCACGACCUCCGUGGACUUGACGUGGCAUCCUCCGAAUGCCACUAAUAUCAACAACCUGGCAUUCGUUGUCAAUGGCACUGGCAUCAAUGGAUUCAUCUUCAACUCCUCCAUUACUCCCGCUUCGACCGCCUACAGCACGUACAACUGGUGCAACAUGCCGCACACGCGACGUCAAGAAUACCCCCGCAUUGCCCAGGGCUACACUUUGGAAUAUGUCGAGAUUAUUCAUCGUCACCACAAGCGCACGCCUUACGCGUCCAACACUUUCCCCCGCGAAUCCUACGCCUGGAAUUGUGACGACGAGGCCUUGUUCUUCUACGGCGCCCCAGAACCAGAUGGAUCCUCGGCCCAGAUCAACUGGCAAGUGUACACCUCCCCCUCCAAUCCCCUGGCCCCAGAGGGGUUUAAUGGGACUUGCCAAUUUCCUCAAAUCUCUGGAUCCGGCCUGAACGACUCUCGGCAACAUGGUCGCGAUCUCUUCGGGGUGUAUCAUGACUUGCUCGGCUUUCUACCGUCAUCCUAUAACUCGUCGCGAGUCAAGUACCGCGUCACAAACAAUGUCAUUACCUCCCAGGUCGCCGGUCAAGUCGUCGAGGGCGAGUAUUCGGGGCGCCGGAACGCCCCUCUUUCCGUACUCAUCCAGCCUGACAGUGUCGAUAGCCUGGAGCCGGCCUAUACCUGCUCCGCUGCCAGUGACCUCUAUGCCUCUUACGGCGUGGGCAGUGACGCCGCCAAUUGGACCCUGCACCUCAAUGACUCGGUCUCCUUGUUCGAGAAGCUGGAUUCCGUGAGCGGGGUCAACAGCAGCGAUCCCGACUGGCACAACUGGUUCGAUCACUACUUUGACAAUCUCUCCGCGCGUCUGUGCCACCAAAAGCCCCUGCCAUGCCAGAUCGGCAACUCGUCCAACUGCAUCACCGAGAGGGACGCCGAUGCCGUCUUCCGGCGCGGCCAGUACGAAUACUCGUUCAUUUACCGCGACAGUCCCUCGUCGCUCCCCGCAUCCACCGCGAGCUACGGCAUCUACAUGGCCGAGCUGGCGCAGAAUCUCCGCGACGCGAUCAACGGCACGUCCCCCGUCAUCUACAUGCACAACGUGGCGCACGACGGGUCUCUGUCCCGCCUGCUCAGCAUCCUGCAAGUCGACGUCAUGGUCUGGCCGGGCAUGGGGUCCGAGGUCGUGUUUGAACUCUACUCCAAGCAAGGGUGUUACUACCUGCGCGUGCUGUGGGGUGGCCAGGUGCUGCGGAGCUCGAACCCGAGUCUCGGCCUGAUGGACCUGAUACCUGUCCAGACAUUCCUGUCGUAUAUAGACGGUUUGGUCGGGGUGGGCGCGAGUCUGGUGCCCGGCCUGUGCGGAGGAGGUUCAUGAGAUUUUGAGAGAAACGAGGUCCAUCAAACGUCUAUACAAGUCACAAAAAUGCUAGAUGAUAGAAGCUGCCCGUAAGGGCCGAGCGAAAUAACGAAUCACCUGAACAGUGGCACAUGGCUGGAAGGGGAAUAUCCUCC